This is a messenger RNA of Saimiri boliviensis boliviensis (Bolivian squirrel monkey), 1263 nucleotides long. The record is from RefSeq and is a predicted model, not a curated record. Lineage: Eukaryota; Metazoa; Chordata; Mammalia; Primates; Cebidae.
CGGAAGAUGGCGCCGUGGUUUCCGGAACUUCUUCCGCCCCGCUGGGCUUUUGCUUUCUUGGGCUGGUGUUGAUUCAGUGUCUGCUUGGCGUGGCCACUGCUGUCGCUAUGGAGACAGCCGGCCUGGCCCGUGGGACCGGGCUCUCUACACAAUGCAGAGACGUCUUCAUCUGCAGAGACGAGGCCCUGACGGGGUGGGAGGCCGUUUCCAUGCGCUGCAAGGAGGCUUCCACGUGCAGAGAGGACGCCUCGAGGACGCGAGGGAGCCGCUUUCCUGACGCAGGCGGUCCCCACCCCGGGCGAAGACUGCUUGUCCCCUCGAGUUGAGGCCAUUCUGCCAGGCGUGAGGGGGCCAGGGAGGCCUCUGGGCACCCCACACACCAAUGGUCACCGCAGGCAAAAGAGAGGAAAACCACUGUGCUGCCACAGGCGGGAGCGCCACGACACGAUGACAUGGAAGCACCAUGGUCCUUCGAAGGCUACACUGGGCUUCUGCCCCUGGGUCGCUCCCAAGGCCGGGUCCCCACCCCCUGCCGGUCGGGAGCCAGCGGGGUUGGAGCUGGCCGGGGACGGGCGGAGCCUCCCCGCCCCAUAUCCCACAAUGCCCCGAGACCGGAAGAGGGAGCCGUGGUUUCCGGAACUUCGCUAGCCGCUCCGGGCUUCUGCCCUGUUGGGCUGGUAGCGAGUUGGUGUCUCCGUUUGUUAUGGUUGCCGCUGUCGCUAUGGAGACAGAUGAUUCUGGAAAUCGACUUCGGUUUCAGUUGGAGUUGGAAUUUGUGCAAUGUUUAGCCAACCCAAAUUACCUUAAUUUUCUUGCCCAGAGAGGUUACUUCAAAGACAAAGCUUUUGUUAAUUAUCUUAAAUUGCUUUACUGGAAAGACCCAGAAUAUGCUAAGUAUCUAAAGUACCCUCAGUGUUUACACAUGUUAGAGCUGCUCCAAUAUGAACACUUCCGAAAGGAGCUGGUGAAUGCCCAGUGUGCGAAAUUUAUUGACGAACAGCAGAUUCUGCACUGGCAGCACUAUUCCCGGAAGCGGAUGCGCCUUCAGCAAGCUUUGGCAGAGCAGCAACAGCAAAAUAACACAUCGGGAAAAUGAAACACUGGAUACAGACGAGGCUCCGAAGACAUAGUACAGUGAAGACAAAAAAAAAAAAUGACAACUCUUCCUAUCAAGUUUUAUUAUGGUAGCCCCUAGAACCUUUAGUGUGCUUUUUAAUCCAACUAACUUUUUAUUGUCAAUAGACCAUAACUGCUAAACCGGAA